This is a messenger RNA of Merops nubicus (carmine bee-eater), 1164 nucleotides long. RefSeq names its product arylacetamide deacetylase-like 4. Bases 1 to 1164 code for a protein of 387 amino acids. Gene Ontology annotation, cellular component: membrane. Gene Ontology annotation, molecular function: carboxylic ester hydrolase activity. The record is from RefSeq and is a predicted model, not a curated record. Lineage: Eukaryota; Metazoa; Chordata; Aves; Coraciiformes; Meropidae. The transcript is spliced from 4 exons.
AUGGCAUUCUAUUAUGAACACCCCAAGGCAGAAAUCCCCCAUGGAUUUAGUGAGCGACGAAAACUUUACGUUCUUCAUCAUGUGAUGAACUUUGGCUUUGGGCUGGCAAAAUUUCUGGAAAAAGUAGGAAUUGCCUCAGAGAUCGAGGUCCUCAGGACGUUAAUGGAAGGAAUACCACCACUGAAAGAUAAACAGCUUUUUAUCAAGGACUUAAUAUUUGAAAAGGUUGAAGUAAGACUGUAUCAGCCAACAAUAUCAACCACUGGACAAAGAAGAGGAAUCCUUUACUUUCAUGGAGGAAUUGGACUGUUUGGAAGCAUUAAGGCCUAUGAAAAAACAUGUCGCUACCUUGCUGCAAAGAGCAAUUCAGUGGUUGUGUCUGUUGGGUACCGCCUAGCUCCUGAGCAUCCUUUUCCAACCCAGUUUGAGGAUUGUCUCAGUGCCACCAUCCACUUCAUGAGGACUGCACAACAUUAUGGGGUAGACCCUUCCCGCAUUAUCAUCUGUGGAGACAGCAGUGGAGGCACACUCACAGCUGCUGUUGCCCAAGCACUGGUGCACAGAAGAGAUCUCCCAAAGCUGAGAGCACAAAUCCUAAUAUAUCCUUUCCUCCAGGGCAUGGACUUUAAUUUGCCCUCUUACCAGCAGAACAAGGGAGUCCCCAUUUUGUUAAAGGAACGAUCCUUCAGUCUUUUGUUUAGGUAUCUCAAUAAAGACGUGGCACUCAUAAAAGAGGUAUGUAAAUGCACUCAUGUUCCACAAGAUUUGCAGCUGAAGUAUCAGAAAUGGGUGAAUACUGACUACAUCCCUUGUGAGUUUAAAACAAGAGGCUACAAACCAAGUCCAGCACAUUCAUUCUCACAAGAAAUCUACACGCAGUGCAAACCUUUCUUAGACACUGUUUUUUCACCACUGCUAGCUGAAGACAGUGUUAUUGCUGGACUUCCCGAGACUUUCAUCUUGACCUGUGAGUUUGAUGUGCUCAGAGAUGAUGGACUGCUGUACAAGAAACGCCUAGAGGACCAUGGCAUAAAAGUGACCUGGUGCCAUCUGCAAGAGGGAUUCCAUGGAACAGUAUUCAUCACCCUUUGGGCUGAGGUGGCAGCAUUCCAAUCUGGUGCAAAAGGCAUGGAAAAGAUAAUAAAUUUUCUAAGUCUGAUGUAA